UUCUUCGAUCGGUCUCUGGAAUGGUAAAACCCCCAAAGCCGGACUGUCCGCGUCCCCCGCAAAAAGGCACACAAUCAUCACUGGGAACCCCGAGUUAGGGGUCGGCGACUGAAGUGCACGUUGCACAAGGUGAACCAGGCAGAGCACCAAGAAAUGGAUGCUAUCCAGAUGAAGAAAAUGCAAUUUCAUUGUACCGGAAAGAGGAUUUGUCUCAAUCGUACUCGGUCAAUCGCAACCUUUCUCGGAGAAAGAUGCGGAGUUUCGCAGAUGAACAUCACCUGUAUCUCAAUUCCUGAGAUCCAGUGGCGGAGACAUCGAAAGUGUGAUCUUCGUCGGCCAUAUGAAAUCACACCAGCUCAUCCCACCAAGCCUGUCGGUGCUUCCUGCGUGGUCGUUUAUGGUUGCGUGACCGUUCUAGGUUUGCCAUUUCCGAGCUCGAGGGUCAACCGCUGUAACGUCCUGGAAUGCCGUCAAAAUAAUGCGGUGUUUGAAUCCGAUAAAAUCACUGUUAAAGCAAAACGCCUUCCAGCGUUGAUUGACUCGUUCUCGUUCUUCGUCAGCUCUUCCAUGCGAGAGAAAUAUCCAUAUGCUUCUUGGUUGUAGGGGAGUCAAGAAAGCUUUCCGACCGCUGUCAGAAGCACACAUAGACUCUCGAUUUUUUCUUCGGGCCGCGGGAUCAUCAACGUUAUACAGAAGUUUCUAACCUGAUGCACUCGUGUAUGAUGCGAGCCGUCAGCAUUCGCGACUUGAGGAGUUCCCCAAGAGACCGGGUCCU
Molecule: messenger RNA, 775 nt
Organism: Cantharellus anzutake
Lineage: Eukaryota; Fungi; Basidiomycota; Agaricomycetes; Cantharellales; Hydnaceae
Exons: 2
Coding region: 154-603 (149 amino acids)
Source: RefSeq, a predicted model, not a curated record